Molecule: messenger RNA, 2458 nt
Organism: Periophthalmus magnuspinnatus
Lineage: Eukaryota; Metazoa; Chordata; Actinopteri; Gobiiformes; Gobiidae
Gene: neu1
Product: neuraminidase 1
Exons: 6
Coding region: 159-1301 (380 amino acids)
Biological process (GO): ganglioside catabolic process; oligosaccharide catabolic process
Cellular component (GO): membrane; cytoplasm; lysosome
Molecular function (GO): exo-alpha-sialidase activity
Source: RefSeq, a predicted model, not a curated record
GACUUUCUCUGUAGUUUGAGAUGGGGCAGAACUGAGGAACUGCUUUCUCGCUUUCGCUCUCUCUUUCUCUCUGUUUUAUUCAUUUCUCUUCCGUUAUUUUCACUUUGACCCGUGUUCCUACCGCACUGUUCGUGAAUGCCAGCUCCUCGCGCACAGAAAUGGCUCGGCUCGUGCUCCUGACGCUGUUUUUCACCGCGGCGUGGAUUUCAGGCUGUAGUUUAGAGAUCGACCCGCUGGUGUUGGAGGAGCAGUUGUUGUGGGUGAGUGGGGGCCAGGGUCAGGUGAACACGUUUAGGAUCCCACUCCUUACCUUCACCCCACAGGGAAGUCUGCUGGCAUUUUCCGAAGGACGAAAGAAGUCCGCGAGCGACACGGGUGCCAAGUUUAUUGCCAUGAGACGUUCCACGGACAGAGGCUACACCUGGUCCCCCACAGCCUUUAUAGUGGACGACGGUCAGCAGCCGGACGGUCUGAACCUUGGCUCUGUAGUGGUGGAUGAGGAAUUCGGGUCGAUCAUUCUGGUUUAUUCUGUUUGUUUCCACGAGUACCAGUGCAAACCCUCCAGUACCAUGAUGGUGCAGAGCCUGGACGACGGGCUGAGCUGGAGCAAACCAAGAAACCUCUCCACACAGUUAGGAGUCAAAGCAUUCGCACCUGGGCCGGGGUUUGGAAUACAGAAGAGGUAUGAGCCAGCAAAGGGGCGUCUGGUGGUGUGUGGACAUGGGACAUUAGAAGGAGAUGGGGUUUUCUGUAUCCUUAGUGACGAUCACGGAAAAAGCUGGUACAACGGAGCAGCGCUGAAGAGUAUCCCAUACAACCAGCCCAAGAAAUCACAGGACUUCAACCCAGAUGAGUGCCAGCCUCUGGAGUUGUCUGAUGGUUCUAUUGUGAUAAAUGUGAGAAACCAGAACAACUACCACUGUAAGUGCCGUGUGAUCGUCCAUAGUUACGAUGGGGGUCUGACUCUGCCCAUUGACUACGUGCGGUUUGACUAUGAGCUCAUUGACCCGGUGGUGGCCGCUGGGGCUCUGGAGAAGGACGAAGUCAUCUACUUCACCAAUCCACUCAACCAAGUCCACAGAGUUAACCUCACUUUGCGCUGGUCAUUGGAUCAUGGUAAAUCGUGGGAGAAAAAAGCAGUCCAGAUUUGGCCCGGGCCCAGUGCCUACUCCUGCCUCACAUCUCUGAAAAGCGGAUCGGGCGAAGAUCGUAGAUACAUUUAUGUCAUCUAUGAAAAGGGCCACAAAAAUUAUGACGAGACUGUGUCAUUUGUCAAGAUUCACCUUUACGGAGGUUUAUAGAGGUAAGAACUUAAUAUUAAAGGUGCAUUAUGUCAUUUUUCUGUUAGAGAGUCUUUACAUGUCUUUGCCUAGAAGGUUUCAUAGUAUGGUAUUAAAGUUGUCCAUCUCCAUGGACACAAGCAGGUGAUCUGGCCAACUAACGCUUCACAGUAACAAUGCAUGUGCUUCAAAAUAAAGUUUAAUGCUAUAUAGUGGAACAUUCCAGGCAAAUCAAUAUCAUCUCCAAUGAGACAAGCAGGUAGCGGACCCCCUACCAGAAAAGUGCACCAUUAAAAACAACAUUAAAGGAAGCUCAACAGCUGACUAUGCAGCACUGAAUAAAAGACUGUUGCAAAUUACAUUCCGGAUGACCAUUCCAGCCAAACUGCUUGAGUGACUAGAGCAGCCUGCUAUUAUUCUAUUAUUUGCAGGUCUACUGGUCUUUAUUUUUUGCUGGACUAACAGGAAGAACAUUUAGUUUUUCAUAUUGUACCGGAAAAAAAUAAAGCUCAAGAAAGUUUUUCAGUGGUCUGUUUUAUUCUGGAGUUGUUUAACAUUUAUGCAUGUUUUUAAUGCAUUUAGUCUUUCUUUCUUAGAGUCCAGUCGGGAAAUGACAAAGAGGAAGAGAUUGUUUAUUCGCACUAUUUUCUCAGGAACAAAAGGGACUUUUAUGUAAAUUGUUUUGUUGAUUCAAAGAUUGAAUUGUGUCUUGAUUCAAGCUUUUUCUGUUUAUUUUAUUGUGUGAAAAUAGUUUUAUAGUCUGAUUUAUUGUCUUCAAAUGUGAGGCAAAAUGAUGUGUCUUGUGAUUUGUACAGCUGUAAUUAUGGUUGUCUGUUUUGGCCAUUCAAAAAGUGUACUUAAAAAAAAAUCUUAUGGAAAUUAAAAGUUAGGUUUUUCUUUUGUUUAGAAACAGCUUGAAGGUUUGAUUGUGAGUUUGGUAAGUGUGGAUGUGCCAUCAUUAUUUUGAGAACCUUGUAAAUGUACUGUAAAUGUUAUAAUACUGUACAUUAUACAGUAAACUUUUAUAAAAUGGACAUUAUCUGAUUUAUGAAUAUCAGAAUUGAAACGAAUAAUCCAUUGUGUACAAAGAUCUGAUUAACCCACACAUUAUAUGUAAAAGUAAAUGCAGCAAUCUUCUCAAAUAAACCACUUCACAGUGUACUGUGUCUGAGUGGACA